Messenger RNA from Acanthosepion pharaonis, 1260 nucleotides. The record is from the annotation of a GenBank genome assembly. NCBI's taxonomy places the organism in Eukaryota, Metazoa, Mollusca, Cephalopoda, Sepiida, Sepiidae.
AUGUAUCGAGUGGUGUUCCAUUUUUUGUUUCUUUUUUUCUUUUCUAUUUUAGAUUUAUUGAUCCUCUUUUUCGUUGUCCUCUCUUUCUUUUCUUAUUUUUUUUUUUUUAAUUUUAGACUUGCAAUGUUUUUCGCUUUUUUUCAUUUGACUCUUUUUCUCUUUUUCAUUUUAUUCUUCACUCUUUUUUCCACUCUUUCUUUUUCAAUUCAUUUAACUAUCUUCUUUAAAUAUUUUUUUUUUUUUUUCACGUUUCGUCUGCCUUUUUGGCCUCUCUUUUUUUUUCAUUUGUUUUAUUUUACCUUUUUUUUUCUGUUUUUCUUUCUUCGCCAUUUUUAUUUCAGUCCAUUCUCUCUCUCUCUCUCUCUCUCUCUCUCUCUCUCUCAUACAUGCUUCUUUUUUGCUUUCUUUUUCUUCUUAUCUCUUUUAUUCAUUUUUCUUUUAUUUCGUGAUUUUCAAUGUUUCCCUUUUUUUCUUCUUCAUCUUUUUAUUCUAGGUCUUCGUUUUUGCUUAUUUUCAAUAUCUGCCUUCCUUCUUUUUCGAUUUAUGUGUCUUUCUCUCUCACUUUAUCUCCUUUUUCAUAAUAUCUCUAUUUCUCUUUCGCUUACUCUCGAUUUUUCUCUUCAUAUUUCGUUCUUUCUUUCUUUCUUUCUUUCUUUCUUUCUUUCUUUCUCCUCUAAAGGUUUGCUUUCUUUAAUUUCAUUUCUUUCUUUCUCACGCACAAUUGAAUUUACUUUAUCUUGUUUUCGUUCGUUUUUGCAUAUCUAUUCCAUUUUUUCUAACACCGUCUUUCUCUCUUAUUUCUUUAUUUCCUGUGUUCCUUUGUUUUGUCAGUCUUUCAUUUUUUUUAGUCACACAUUACGAAUCCUUUGCAUUAUUUUUCAUAUUUUCUUUCUAUUUUGUUGCUUUCCUAUUUUUCAUUUACAUUUUCUAUAUUAUUCAUUAAUUUUUACACUCCCUCUCAAUCAUUCUUUCUUUCUUUCUUUCUUUCUUUCUUUCAAUUCAGCCGUGCAUUCGUAUGGUUUGUCUUUCCUUUCUGCACUUCAGUCAAUUUCAUCUUUUCUUUUACUCUUCUUUUUCGCCCUUUCUUUCUUUUGUCCAUACGUUUGUUUGUUCCUUUAUUUUCUUUUCUAUUUUUUCUUUAACACUCCAUCCUGUAUUUUCUUUCUUUUCACUUUCUUUCUUCCUUUCACUUUCUUUCUUCCUUUCACUUUCUUUCUUUCUUUCUUUCUUUUUUCUUUCUUUCUUUCUUCCAUACAUUAA